UUUAUAUUUAAGUUCAUUUUAAUUUGAGACCUUUUUUCUGUCAAUUCUUGAUCACUCUCUUCAUUGAUAUUUAGUCUCACAAUAUUUUUUCCAUUAUAUAUUGGUGAUUAUUUUACACUAUUCUUCUACACAGGGCUGUGUCACUGAUUUACACAAAAGCAUUCCUACACUUAUUAUAUUAUUCACCAAUCCCUGCCCCAUUUGUCUGAAUAUUUUGUUCUGCUUUUUCACUACAGCUGUACCUUAAGAAGAAGCUGGCUUUGAUCAUGUUCUACUCCUUCUCUUUUAAGUUAAUGUUUUCAGCAACAGAGCCAUUAAGUUAAUCAGUUGAGUAUUUUCCACUUCAAAUGUUAUUAAUGGAAAUUUAACAACAAAAAUUCAUACACUUAACUUUGUCUAACUGCUCAUCUUCAGAUAAUACACUGGAGAGAAAUUUUUACAGACAUCAUCUUAGCUGUUUUGUGUUAGAGAAGGUGGAAAAUGAGUGGUAAACAGGAAAAAAAGAGAGACAGAAAUGUAAGUUUAGUAUUGUAUUCUGAAGGAUUAACUAGUACUUCCCGAAGCUGAUGCAAAAUACAAUAUGCACAAAACACAAAUACCAGUCACAAAAGUAUAAUGCACAUGGUUACAUGGUUGACAGCUAAAAAGUAGAUUUAAAGCAAAAUGAUUUACUUGUGCUUUGUAAAGGGGAUUAAAAAAAGAGACAGAAUGCUUGCAGCCUUGGUGGAAGCGCUCCUCAGAUUUGUGUAUUUGAGGGUGAUUGGUUCAUUGGCUGGGUACUGUUGAAAAUAUGGUAAUUCUCUCCUGGAUAUAGUGGCACAAGUUGGAUAGCCAAUGAACUCAUUGCUCUUGUAUAUUCUCCUCCAACAAAAAAUUCAUCUCAGUGGCAAAAUAUCUUUGUCUGGGUGCUCUGAUAUACAGAAAACAGUGCAUGUUUCUCAGUGUGAACCAGGUGUUCCAGUUACUCCCUAUAGACUGAUGUGACUCACCUGUUUUCUAUGUACUUAUGCUUCUGCCAAGACUACUAGAAAGCCUUAUAAUUAUGACAUCAGGCAUAUGUGGCAUUAGCAAGGCCCAAAUUAAAUUUCUUCGGGGUGUCCUACAGGUGGCACUAUAAUUUCAUUGUGUUGAAUAGUAAAGCAGUCACCUCUGGGUGGUUCCUACAUCUCCCUGUGGACUCUGGAAUUUGCGUGCCACGGCAGAGAGAGAUCUGAGGAAAUCCUGAGUAUCCCUAGACAGCACAACUCUGUGCUGCUUUGAAGAAACAUGUCUGUAAUAUUUCAGAGUACAAAGGAAAGUUCACUUCAAAGCAUGAGACAAUCUACCUUAUUUCUAACAAUGUUUGUCACUUUGAAGAAGAUUUAACAGUGCACAUUCAGUCUAUUCUAGUCUAAUUCAAUAUGUGAAAUAGGUAAAGAACGGUGUAAAGAGCAUAAUUAAAAUUUAGUUUUUUAUGCCACUGUUAAUUGUUGAUUUGUUCUAUGAGUCUAUAUACGCAUGACUGAAACUACUGAAUGCAUAGGCCAGAAAAAUACCCAAAGCCACAGGUCCUCAUUAUUUUCUUUGUCUCCUAGGACUAAUUAAAAUGUAACUUACUGAAGCACCUGCCCCCUAUUUUUUCGGUAGGGCUGUUCAUUUUGAUUUCUCAGUGCAUCAGGUACUCAAAAAGGAAAAAUGGGAAAUAAAAAUAGUUGGUGCAAAACUGUUAGAAGCAUGUGCUCCUCUGCAGGCCUUGCUGUCAGCCCCAUCCCUAUUUGGAUGUUGUUUCCUGGGACACACCUUGUAGGUGACCCAGAAAAAAAGAACCGGUUGUGCUUCAUGCCCAUCCUUCCUUUUGUCCCAAGGGCUUCCCUCAGCAUGUCUGGGCUUGGGCUGCCCUGCGCCUUCAGCACCUCUGGGUGCAGGGUUCUUCCCUGAAGGACCCCUGAGAGAGCGAGGCUGAAGGGGCACCUGAAGAAUGGGUCAGCAACUGAGACUGUGCUGAGACUUGCACAGAGGGAUUUCUUACAGAGAACCUAUCCCAUGCUCUCCUGUCUCCCAUAAUGCACUCAGAGCCUUUUUUCAGAUGUAUUUGAUUCUAAGUUUUUAACCAAUUUCUAUUUGUGAAACAAAAUGUUUAAAACUAGUUAUCUGAAAAUAUUUCUUAUUUUUCCAUUCCAUGCUCAAUUUUAUUUCUACCUCGCUUGGUUCCAGUGUUAAUUGCUCUGAUAGGCAUGGCUUUUAGCACUUACUUUGAUGCCUGGCUUGUGGUUUGCAUAGUCAUGACUUGUAAAAGACACACCAGUUUCCUCUUGGGCAACUUCAGCUUUGCAGCCAAUUCCUGUAAGAGUUUCCUCUCUGCUUCGUGAGGGAUGGGAGUUGACGGGACAAGUGUGGCUCUUCGUCAGAAUUCCCUGUUGCUUUCUCUCUAAACUUUGAAACCGUUCAUGGAAGCUGAUGGGAAUGCCCCUGUUCCCUUGCGUCAGAAGGCAAAAAAGAAAAGUCAAGGGUUCUUUAUAAUGAGUCGACGGAGGAUAUCGUGUAAAGAACUGGGGCAAGCUGAUUGCCAAGGAUGGCUCUACAAAAAGAAGGAAAAAGGAGCUUUCAUUGGUAACAAAUGGAAAAAGUUCUGGUGUGUCCUGAAGGAGUCAUCGCUGUAUUGGUACAGCAGUCAACUGGCUGAAAAAGCAGAAGGUUUUAUCAGACUUCCAGACUUCAGUGUGGACAGAGCAACGGAGUGCAAAAAAAAGCAUGCUAUUAAGAUCAGCCACCCACAGAUCAAGACAUUUUAUUUUGCAGCAGAAAAUGUUCUGGAAAUGAACACGUGGCUAAGCAAGCUGGGGAUUGCUGUAGAUCCUCAGGCACCCAAUGGGAAGAGCGAAGAAGAAUGCUAUAGUGAAAGUGAACAUGAUGACCCAGAAAUAACAGACACACUGCCUCCCUCAUACAUGGCCCAGCCACCACCUCCUCAGAUGCAGGAUCAACAGAAAUCCUCUUUGACAUCAACUCUGUCAAGUGAAGCAUCUUGUUCUCUUUCCUCUCCCGAAAGCACUUUCAAUUCCCAAGAAUCAUCAUCUUCCUUAACGUCCAAAGUGGUUUACUCUGAGAGGCAGUCUCUGCUUGACUUCGUUAACAGCUCUGCCAUGGAAGAGAGUGAUCAGCCUUUAACUUUCUGUGUACAGAUUCAAUCUGAUGAGCAGCCAGAAGUAGACUGUGGAGAAAAAGCAGAAAGUCAGAUCUGUCCUGGUGGUGGACCCGAAAACACUUUCUUAGGUCUGGAUACACACUGCCUAACUGUGCCAGAUGCAGCAGGACAGAUAUCACUCGCCAAAGAUCAUGAAAAAUGUGAUGAUGAUGAAAUGGAGAGACUUUACAAGUCAUUAGAACAAGCAAGUCUGUCUCCCAUUGGUGAUCGUCGGUUGUCAACCAAGAAGGAGCUUAGGAAGUCGUUUAUCAAACGCAGCAAAAACCCCUCCAUUAAUGAGAAACUCCACAAAAUUCGAAUGCUGAACAGCACACUAAAGUGUAAGGAACAUGACUUGGCUACAAUUAACCAGUUGUUAGAGGACCCAAAGUUGACGGCGAUGAAAUACAGAGAGUGGAGGAACACAAACAUCAUGCUAGUUCAAGACAUCUAUCAGCAACAGGAGGUCCAGGAUGUGUCUACAGAGAACAGCGAGGAGCAAGAGACAACUGCACUGCCUGUCACUGAAAGUGCUAUAUGAAGCCAUGGAUUGACAGUAGACUGCAAGAUUUUUUUUCCCCAAGAGUCUUCACACACAGACACUUUAAACUGCUGCAUUGUGAGGUUGGUUUUUUUUGUCAAGUGUUCUUCACAAGUUAAACAGCCCCUUCUCCAAAACUUUAUUUCCUUUUGUAAAUUCCUCUAAAUCAAAAAAAGGGAUGCCUGAAUUUGGGUUAAGACGAAUAUUUCAUGAAGAAGUGAACAAAUAUUUUUCCAUACUGGGAGAAGUAAGUGGCAUAUGUGCAAUUCCUGGAAAUCACAGUGAUGUAUAAUAUGGACUGUAGAAUUGUCAGAUCCUUGGGGUUUUGUUAAUCAUUGAACUUACUGAUAAAAGAAGCUACAACAAUGCCAACAGUAUGUAGUCUUCUAUCUACCUUUUGACCCUGUAUGGUAACUCAAAAUUUAUAAAUUUUUUUCCAUCUCUACGUUCAUUCACUUUGACUGCUCUACCAGUCUAAACCAAGACAAAUUGAGUAGAAAUUAUGCAUAAAUUUUUACUACACACCACUGUCAGGCACCCAGUUUUGUUAUGCCUCAUGUUGUAUGACAUUGACAUUUAUUUAUGGACCAGACCAAAGUACUGCCAUUCUUCAAGAACAGAAGAUCUCUCUGUGUUUGGUAACAUGUAAAUAGCUCUUCAGUGAGGUAAAUAAUACCUCAAAACAUAUUUCAACUUCUCUUAUGGAUUUGGCAGAACUUCCUGGAUGGUUACUUGCUUCUUUCAUAUUUUAAAGAAGCAUGAGUAGGUAGGGUACAAGUUCAUUCCAAACUCUCAAAUCAAGCAAGACGAUCAAGUCUGCAAGGCAGAAGCUAAAAACUUAAAUUUCUGAUGUGGAACUGAAAACAUAAAGCAUAGCUGCAAAUGUUUUUGUAAAUAUAUGUCAUUUUAUGGCUUAUAUGAAUGUGACUAUGUACUGUAUAUAUGUUUUAUUUAUAUAUUUAUAUAUGCUGAAUUUCCUAAUGUUGAUAGGAUCACGUGGACCAGACUCACUUAGGUGAGAGUGCUUGCAUGUUGACUUGAAAUGCCUCUUUGUUCCAGUAUGAAUCACUGUAAGGGCUCUUGAAUGGAGAGUACCUUGAUACUUCUACUGUAACUGCUUAUUCUGUUUUCAACCUAGCUUUGUGAUUCAGAUGAAGAAAAUCCGUGUAUUUUAAGGCAGGAGUUUGUUUUUUGCCUUUCCAUAUUCAGCAUUAAUGCAAGUAGGAGGAACUUUUCAGAGUUUUGAAAAGCAAGAAUUAACCCAUGAUAGUCCAAUUGAUGCCACUACAAGUACUGUGGGAAUCUGCUCUUCUGUUUGCUAUCUUGUGAAGAUACUGUCAUUAGUUUUUAACGGGGUUUAUUUUUUAAAGCAAAAUACAGCAUAUUCACCUGUUCUUAUCAGAGAUAUAUUUUAUUGGUUUCUUGAUCAAGAAAACAAAUAGUAGUAACAUGAAAUAUUUUCUGCCUACUUAGCAGUACUUCCAAUUGUUGAUAUUGCAGUGUUAACAGUCAGCAGAUUUCCUCUAUACAGACAUUACUGGAGAAGGGUUGAGCAGAUGGUAGCUGGUUGAAUGCAGAGCUGCACUCAGGAUUGCAUCAUUGCCUCAAUUAUAAAUAGUUUUAGGAGUAUGAGAGUCAGGAACAAUGCUGGCAUAGGACUUAAUAACUGGAGUUAGUUAGUUUGCUGGUGGGGAUCAGAAGUUAGAUGAUACCUGGAAGCGGGUAGCAAUGACUAAAUGGGGGAGCAGGUAAAAACCUGAGGUUGUUCAAAAGCUAAUAUUACUAGGAAACCAUCGUAUAAGUGAUGAUUUCUGACUGUGCAGAAGCAAGGCAUGUAAAUACAAUUUCUCUUCAAAAGCAUCUUCAAUAGUUAGAUCUUAAGAACAAACACAUGCUUAACUGUUCUGUUGAACUACACUGGACUAGUCAGUGCCCUGCAGUUCUGCAUAAAGUCCUAGCCAACUCCAUUUGCUGGAGUAGGUUUGAAUCACACUAUGGAAAGAAGUAGGGAGCCUAUACCAUGUUUUUCACACAGUUUAUACCAUGAUAAGCAAAACAGGUUUCAUAAAUGCAGAGACAAAUGUCCUCAGACUUCCUGAAUUCUGCUAUUUGUUUUCAUUAGAUAAAAUAGCCUAAAAUAAUUUUAAAUUACUCUCUUUCCAAUGGUCAGUAGGUAAUUAUUGUUGAGCUAUUGAGUUUUUGGAAAUCUCAGGAUGGGUUAUAUCACCCUCUUAGAAAAGAGCAGAACAUUAUUGAUCAGGGUUAAUUCUAAUUGAGAUAUUAUUUUAGAGAAUUCCUAUGUGUUCAAGAAAAAUAUAUGUUUUUUUUAUGCAAGUGCAGUAUUCUCUCCAUUCUCUUCAGCUGCUUUUUAGACACCAAACAAAUGGAAAGCAUGAGAAAUAAGAAGUGAAAAUGUUAAUAAAAUGGGAUUAAUUUUCUAGCAUUAUUAAUUAACGCAACAUUUUUCACCUGGAUUCAUCAAUCAGUUCAUCCAUUCAGCAAUGUGAGAGACACAGAUGGAGAAGUACAAUGCGUGGGACAAUGGCUGCAACUGGUGGAUGUGACGGGGAGCCAUUGUCAGCAGGAGAAGCUUGGACAACUGUUUGCUCUGCUCAGUCAUACUUAGGAUAACUGGUACCUGAGCAUAAAUUCUGUUUGUCUUAGUUUGGAAGGACUGCAUUACUGCAUCAUACUGUGGAGAGGUGUUAAGACUGUCUCUGGUAGCUUUUCUGGAAAACAAAUCUCUCUGUUUUGGGGCUGUAGAUCUCAUGAGCUACCAGAGUGAGUUGAGAUCACGUUUCUUUGCCUAAGAUAGGAAAAGUGUCAUGCUGGGUUUGAGAGCUGUUUCUGCAUAUAGUUCUGAUGAUUUACUCAAUACUGGGUUCCAGUGGAAACAGGAAUAAAUUAUGUAAUACAA
Molecule: messenger RNA, 6621 nt
Organism: Phasianus colchicus (ring-necked pheasant)
Lineage: Eukaryota; Metazoa; Chordata; Aves; Galliformes; Phasianidae
Gene: IPCEF1
Product: interaction protein for cytohesin exchange factors 1
Source: RefSeq, a predicted model, not a curated record